This is a messenger RNA of Oldenlandia corymbosa var. corymbosa, 3055 nucleotides long. The record is from the annotation of a GenBank genome assembly. NCBI's taxonomy places the organism in Eukaryota, Viridiplantae, Streptophyta, Magnoliopsida, Gentianales, Rubiaceae.
GUAAAAGUUUUUUUCUCAAAGGAAAAGAAAAAAAAAAAAAGAAAAAAGAAAAGGGAAAAAUCGAAAUCCUUCCUACACCGAAGCAGGUUCUGCGCUUAGAGAACGUUGACCGACUCAACUCCAUAAACCGCCCAAAGCUCGAUUUUCUAAAGAAUUCUCUUUCUAUGAAAUCCCAAGUUUGUUACAAUAUUAUUUUUUCCCUUCCGAGUGAUAUAUAAUCUUUUUUUAUAAAAAAAGUACUGAUUUUUAGCGAAAAGAGAGAGUGGAGCAAGAAUCGCCGCAAGAAAAUGGAGGUGUGACUGUGUGGUUGAUUAUAGAAUCCGCGUAUUGAAUGAGAAACCCGCCUACCUUGCUUUCCUUAGCUAUAGAUACUGCCCUUUUCAACCUUUCCACCAUCUCCGAUCUCUCCUUCUUGCCCGAACACAUUCUCGUUGAACUCUUUGUGGUACGAGUUCUACUUCCCAGGUUUUUCUUUCCUCUAGUUUUCAUAUCAGUGUUUCUGGGUUUUUUUUUUUCCCUUUUGUGGGCACUGUAAUUGGGGCUGUUCUGGGUUGUAUUUCGAUUUUUAUGUCGUUUGUGUGGAUUCGUGAUUUGGGUUUCUGUUACUUUUUCCAGUUUGUGGCUAUUUUCUGGAGUGGGAAUUUUUUUUUGUUUGUUUUUAUCAUCUGCAUUGUUGAUUGGGAAUUAAUUGUUUCUCUUCUUGGCAUAUGGGAUUUCAAGGAUUCAAUUGAAACAUUGAAAUCCCUAGAAUGGACUUCAUUUUCAGCUUUGAGAAAAUUAUUGGAACCUGUUUGUUUGCUUAGUAUAUAAUAAUGCGACCAUUCUGGAUCAACAAGAUUUAGUACUGUCUGAAAUUGUGUUGAUUGUUAGGUGAUACGUGAGGUAUAAAUGAAAUCUGGACGAGGAAGGUUUUAGAUAAGGGAAUAUAGUUAAUCUUUGGAAGAAGCAGAAUGAGGAACCAAAAAAGAACAGAUCAGAGACUAUUUGUUGAGGGAGUUGUUGUCUUAUUUAUUUUCUGGAUUGUAUUUAGAUUUCAUUAGUUUGUUAAGCUUCAUCCUGAGAAGACAGGAAAUGUUCAAAACUGAAGUAUAUAACAAAAUGAUCCAUAAAUUUAUAGAUCUUGCUAGUGAUACCUUUCCUUUCAUUGAAUGAGUCUUCAAUUGCUGCAUGUGUGGAUGUGGUUGCUGCAGAUUUUUAUUCUCAUAUUUUUGCUAAUUUACUGUUGAUAUUCUGUGUGAUGAAACUUGAAAUGUGUCUUUAACUUGUACAUUCAUUAAUCAGCCUGUAAUGUUUGACACGCAUACAGUUAUUUUUGCUCUCUCAUUCUGUGUGCUUUCACAUGCGCACGAUCACUAAUAAAUAAGCAAUCUGUCAUGUGAUGGUCACACGACUAUAACUGAAUUUUUUCAGUAUUUGAUUGUCUAGUUAAUACGAGUUCUGUCGCUUUUCAGUUAUAAAUAUGCUCGUGUUUGUUGUUAUUUGAUCUCCAGCGAACUUUGAGAGCAGGGAAGCUGACAGAGAAGAUUUUGAAACUAUUUGUGGCUACUGGCAAAGAGGAGAUACUUUCUUUGAUACAUGACCUUAAUAUUCAACUUGUUCUAACUCCUGUUCUUCCUACCAGAUGCUCUGAGAGGUUUUGAUGCUAAGGUGAUCAAAGAUUGGCUUAGGUUGUUCUCAUCCAGAUACUAAAGUUGAUUGUUUGCAUUUUCCAAUUGUGAUAAGAUGGCUCAAGUUAGCAUUAGAGAUGAUGAGGUUGAUAUUGUGAUAGCUGCACUCCACCCUGACCUUACAUCAUUUAUGGAGGAAUGGAGACCAUUUUUUUCUCGAUUCCACCUGAUAGUUGUGAAAGAUCCUGAUCUCAAGGAGGAUCUUAAAAUUCCGGAAGGGUUUAGUGUUGACAUCUAUACGAAGACUGAUAUAGACCGCGUAGUUGGGUCUUCUUCAAAAACUAUUGUUUUCUCUGGCUAUGCAUGCCGAUAUUUUGGCUAUCUCAUGUCCCGCAAGAAGUACAUUGUAUCAUUUGAUGAUGACUGCAUCCCUGCUAAGGAUAAUAAGGGAGAUUUAACCAAUGCCGUUGCACAGCAUAUUGCGAAUCUUACAACUCCUGCUACCCCUUAUUUCUUUAACACACUUUAUGAUCCUUUCCGCAAGGGUGCAGAUUUUGUUCGCGGAUACCCAUUUAGCUUGCGGAGUGGAGUGCAAUGCGCUCUGUCAUGCGGAUUGUGGCUUAAUUUAGCAGAUUAUGAUGCACCAACACAAGCCCUCAAACCAGAGCUAAAGAACUCCAGAUAUGUUGAUGCCAUUCUGACAGUACCAGCAGGGGCCUUGUUGCCAGUGAGUGGAAUCAAUAUAGCUUUUGAUCGGGAACUAGUUGGACCUGCUUUGUUGCCAACUUUUAGGUUAGCAAAGGAAGGAAAAUUGAGAUGGGAGACUGUGGAAGAUGUUUGGAGUGGUAUGUGUGUGAAGGUUAUAUGUGAUCACUUGGGACAUGGUGUGAAAAGUGGGCUUCCCUAUGUUUGGAGAAACGAACGAGGUAAUGCCGUUGAGAGCUUGAAGAAAGAGUGGGAGGGAGUAAAGCUUAUGGAAGAGGUGGUUCCUUUCUUUCAAUCAGUGAAAUUCUCCAAAGCAGCAGUUACAGCAGGAGAUUGUGUAGUUGAGUUGGCCGCUGCAGUGAAGGAGCGCUUGGGAGCUGUAGACCCUGUCUUUGCUCGGGCUGCUGAUGGCAUGGUGGAGUGGAUGAAGCUCUGGAAAGUAGCCGCAUAGAUUGUCUGUCCAUUGUUAUCGCUCAAAGUUUGUACUGGCUGGAUUUUUUAUUAUUUUUUUUUCUUUCUUUCCUUCUCCUCUGCCGGCUCUUUUUAGACAGCCUGUAUAACCAGUUAGUGCUUCAGCCGGCUGCUUUGUUUUUUCACCUUCUGCAACUACAGGUCUGUAAAACCUGACCCCUUUAAGUGGGUCGGAGAGUUGAAAUAAUGACAGUUUCUUAUCAGUGAAAUCAUACAAACACUAUACUGUUCUCAAAUUAUAACUUCUUAAAGUGGGUAGUCCAGCUUGUUCA